This is a messenger RNA of Naegleria gruberi, 864 nucleotides long. RefSeq lists its product as uncharacterized. The coding region runs from base 1 to 864 and encodes 287 amino acids. The record is from RefSeq and is a predicted model, not a curated record. NCBI's taxonomy places the organism in Eukaryota, Heterolobosea, Eutetramitea, Acrasida, Naegleriidae. The transcript has a single exon.
AUGCAAAGAUUGCUUUCAUCGGGUUCUUCUUUGAGAAAGACACAUACAAUUUCAUCAUCGCCAUCAUCAACAUUAUUAAUUCUUGCUCGGAAUGGUGUUACUAGAAGUUUUCAUAUUAGUACUCAAUUAAAUAGCAAAGUGCCAAUUAUUCAACAUCAACAACAAACCAAAGCUGAUGAUAGUACUGUAGAUGUAAAAUCACUUAUAACACCUCCUAAAAAUCAAGAGCCAGUGCCUAAUAAUUAUAUUCUUCUUUAUCGUAAUCCAAAGGCUAGGUUUUUCAAGUUUGCCUUUAUUGCUUCAAUGAUUAAUGCUGUAACGCUUUCAUUAUUGGCCUAUUUUACAAUGACUAUGGUAAAACUUGAUGAACAUGGCAACAAAGAGGAAGCAUCAUUGACAACUAAAAUAUUGAUUGGACUUGGAUAUGGAUUGGCAGCUGUUGGUGUUAUUGCUGGUAUUGCUUAUUAUGCAAGACAUAAUAUUUUGGAAUUUGGACUUAUUGAUGAGAAAACUCUCAGAAUUGUUACAGCUAAAUUUGGAUGGGGAAAUUAUAAGGAUACUAUAGUCCCAGUAGAUCACAUUAAUAUUCCACAAAACUCCAUGGAAAAUUUGAAAUAUAAUCUCUUUUUGACUGAGGAUGUUGCUAGCAAAGUAUCAGAAAACUCAAUGAAACAUUUGAAGAGAAAGGGUGACUAUAUCUUUGUUGGAAUCAAAGGAAAGAAAUGGAAUCACUUGAUGGAUAUUACAGCAGAAGCUGCUUAUGUGGAUAAACAUAAUUUCAUGCGCUUCUUGGAACAUAAUCCUAGAAUAGUUGCUAGCUCAAUACCUAGAGCAGGCAAAGGUUUCAAUCCAUACAAGAAUUAA